AUGCUCAAGUUCAAGGCCCUGAUCUUCAACGUGGUGCACAGGCAGGCCGCGGCCUCAACUUCGACAAGCCCAGCGAGCACCGGGCAGCACUUGUUCACAACUGGGCCCCCGAGCCCAAUGUGGACGAUCCCGCCCAGCAGAUCCACGCAGGCCCCCAGCUUCAACGUGUCGAUGGGGCACGUGUCCUUCUUCGCCGGCGGAGGUGGGCAGGCCGCCGGCGACGGUGACUUCCCCGACCCGCCGCCGGUCACCGGAGGGACGGUGGGGAUGUUGGGAAUGGGGACUUUGGGGACGGUGACCGGAGGGAGUUUGGGGAGGUGGAUUGGGGGGAGCUUGAUUGGGCCUGGGCCCUUGGAAGGGGAUUUGGGCUUUGGGUUGGGCUUCCGGCCGCCGCAGCGGCCGCAGGAGGAGAGGAUGGGAGUGGCGGAGGAGAGGAAGAGCAUGAAGAUUAGGAGAAGGGCGGCUGAGGAUUUGGAGGAAGACUCCAUUUUUGGGGAUUAUUGUUCUUUUUUUUUAUGGGUGAAUGAAGGAAUGUGGAGUGGGUUUGGAGGAAGUGCAUGUGUUUAUAUAUAG
Linum tenue is the source of this 573-nucleotide messenger RNA. The record is from the annotation of a GenBank genome assembly. NCBI's taxonomy places the organism in Eukaryota, Viridiplantae, Streptophyta, Magnoliopsida, Malpighiales, Linaceae.